Uncinocarpus reesii 1704 is the source of this 789-nucleotide messenger RNA. RefSeq lists its product as uncharacterized. The record is from RefSeq and is a predicted model, not a curated record. Gene Ontology annotation, molecular function: dihydrofolate reductase activity; NADP binding. Gene Ontology annotation, biological process: folic acid metabolic process; dihydrofolate metabolic process; glycine biosynthetic process. The coding region runs from base 1 to 789 and encodes 262 amino acids. Gene Ontology annotation, cellular component: mitochondrion. The transcript has 2 exons. NCBI's taxonomy places the organism in Eukaryota, Fungi, Ascomycota, Eurotiomycetes, Onygenales, Onygenaceae.
AUGUCUCCCCAUUGCCCUCCAGCAACAGCCGCGGCCUUUGCCAACUCCGCCACGAAACUUCCGCCAUUGACCCUCGUCGUCGCAACAACUCCAAUAACCCUCCCAUGCCAACCCCAGGGCAUCUCACGUCUCGGAAUUGGCCAUGGCGGCACACUUCCAUGGCCCCGCAUCAAACCGCUUCCGAAACGGCUAAACGUUAUUAUCACGCGCGAUGAGUCUGGGAUGGUAUGCGAAAGAGCGGUGGUUGAAUGGAGGGCUGCGAAGGAAAGAGAGCGACAAAAGGAACGGGAGUGCCACAGUGAGACUGCAACGGAGUGUAAAAAGUGCUCGUCCGCAGACAAGGAUGAUUCGAUUGAUGGCCAACAAGAAGAGAACCCUGAUAUCCUGGUGUCCAACAGUGUGGAAUCUGCCCUGACUACGCUCCAGGACAACUUUGGCCUGUUCUCCCAAGGUGGCAAACGAAGCCUUGGGAGUGUCCUCGUAAUUGGUGGCGGCGAGAUAUAUGCCUCGUCGCUAAGCCUGGAUUCUUCUACUUUUGGCCAUAAGAUGAGAAUCGUUGUGACUGAUGUGCGGCGGCCUGCCACUGAAGUUGAGAAGAACGAACCAUCAAAUUCGACCAAUGGGUUUGACUGCGACACUUUCUUUCCCGUUGAUCAUCUGAUUGGAAACGAGGAAUGGCGAGAAGCGUCCCCAGCUGAAGUUUCGGAAUGGGUUGGUGAGAAAAUACCUGAAGGUUGGGUAUGGGAGCGAGAUGUGGCCGUCCGCUUCCUUGGAUUUGAGCGAAAGUGA